UGCAUGCACUCAAAAGCCUGAUUGGGCUUAUUAUCCAGGGAGAUCUUAUUUUGGGGGAAACAGGGUACAGCUCUUAUAUUUUGCUAGUUUCUUUACUAUUUCAUCUCGUGUUUCUUUCCAAAUCAAGUUUGCUAUCACUAUCACAUGUUUCCAUGAGAUACAUUCAUUGGAAGGAAAGAUUCACGUGACUUUGACAAAGGGUUUUAUUAACUGCAACUUCCAGGCAGAUCUGGACUCUCUGAUCUCAAGAGACUUCGAUUAACUCAUUGGCUGCCUAGAAUCAAUGGACAGACUUUGGAUUUUGUCACUGCUGACAUUUGCCUUGGCAGAGUCUACUAUUCAUCCAAGAGGACUAUUUAUUAACUUAGAAAAUGGAGAGCUGUGUCUUAAUAGUCUACAGUGCAAAAGCCACUGUUGUCACCGAACCACAGGCUUAAGUCUUGCUCGCUGUGCAAACAAGGCAGCUGAAAACCAAGAAUGCUCCCUAAAAAGUCUAUAUGGAGUUUACUACAAGUGCCCUUGUGAGGAAGGCUUAAUCUGUGAUGCUGAUCGGACCAUUGUGGGAAGUAUUGUCAAUUCUGACUUUGGCAUUUGCAAGGACCCAUCAAGUAAAAUCAGCAGUGACAAAAAAGAAAGAAAGAAGUAUGGUGGAUAGAUUUUUACCCCAGAUCCUUUAAGUAGCCAUAUAGCUGUUAUUCAUUGCAAAACAAAUUCCUAUGCUUUUAUGUACUGCUCCAAUAAGCAUACCCUUUGUUUAUCUAGAUUUCAGUUAAGUUCAAACAUUUUUCUGAUCCACUCUACUCAAAAUAAGGCCUUGCCAUACAUUUUUAGUAUGAUAUCAUCAAGCAGUAAUAUCU
This is a messenger RNA of Thamnophis elegans (Western terrestrial garter snake), 857 nucleotides long. It is a transcript of the gene CLPS, whose product is annotated as colipase. Gene Ontology annotation, cellular component: extracellular region. The transcript is spliced from 3 exons. Gene Ontology annotation, biological process: lipid catabolic process; positive regulation of catalytic activity; digestion. The record is from RefSeq and is a predicted model, not a curated record. The coding region runs from base 284 to 655 and encodes 123 amino acids. NCBI's taxonomy places the organism in Eukaryota, Metazoa, Chordata, Lepidosauria, Squamata, Natricidae. Gene Ontology annotation, molecular function: lipase binding; enzyme activator activity.